UUAUAUAUAGUAAUAUACGUAUCAAUGGUGAAACGAAAACAAUUCUAAAAUGAAUUCGUAUUAUAAGGACGUCACUGUUAACUAUAGUGAUUACAUUCGUAUGAGGUUCCGUUUAUUUUUAAUUAUAACUGUUUUGUGGAUAAAUGUUUGUCCAACAAAACCCGAAGCUGUCCUGAAAGAAUUACUACCAGCGACUCGCUAUCAGACUGAAGAUCUCGCCCAGACUGUGUGCUAUCAAAUAUUUUCAGACCAGAAAUCCGUAUCCUUAUGCAAGAAUAAUUUCCAAUAUAAAAAACGGAAUGUGUUGAAUGAAAUCGAUGUGAAGAUAAAGUGUCAGUCGAAUACAACCAUAUUGGUGUCCGUCCCGCCCUCAAAGGAGUCCAUAUUGGUUGUUUUAGUCAACGAUAAAGACACAACAAUAGGAGAAGAAGAGGAAAUUUUAAAUUACAGUUUAAUAGAAGCGAAUCAAGAAUUUGGUUCAAUAUAUUACGAAUCAACAGAGUAUUAUACCAUUUGGUCGACCAUCCUAAGUAGGAGUGGUGUACCAUCAGUGUGGAGACGUGGCCCAAGAGUUAAGCCCUGGGAUAUUUUUCGUGAAAAAUUAACAUCAAAACCAUACAAAAUUGAAAUCAAUUUUCUCUACGAUACAUACGUUUAUAAUACGUAUCACAUUGAUGGAAAAUUUACAUGGAAUUCCAGUGAUUCUUAUGACUCUUGUUUCGACGUUUUGAAUUUUUGCAAUAAAAAAACUCAAGGAGAUCAUUAUGAUAGAAGAAUAAAACCUGGCCAGAAUAACACAGCGUUGAUAACGCAAUUGCCUCUUGACGACUCCUGCACCAUCAUAGUGAAUGGUGCUCAUGGUGUGACCAACCUCACUUACAGAACACCAUCAUGUUUCGAUCUAGCCGGCUGUUCUCCAUGGCCUGAAGUGGCUGAAAACGUGACCUUGGAUGCUGUUGAACGAGGCAGUGGGUGGUCAGUGCUGGUCAAAUGGUCACCGCCGCGGCACCAACCAUCUUACUAUAACAUAAGUUUGCAGGCAGAUGAAGUCUACAGAGCUAUUGUGCCGGGAAAUCAAACGGAGGCUCAGUUCGACCACGUGACGGGGACUGGCGAGUAUGAAGUAUUGAUGAGAGCAAAAAUUGAAAAUCGCACCGCCACAACCAGCCGAUGGGACAUAUUUCCUCCUCGUUCUGGUGGGGCGGCGGGUGUGUUGGUCGCGGCGGCAUUGCUGAUCCUGGCCACCGUACUCUUAGCUGCCCUGCUGUGCUGGCGACGACGCAUCCCAAGCGACUCUCAUAACUUCUAUAUACCAGGACUCCACGACAAAUUUCCUGAAAGCUGUGAUACAGAUGUCGGAGGCCCGGAGUCGGGUUCCGAGGACACGUGGGAGGUCCGUCCGGAGAGGCUUCUGCUACAUGAGGUCAUAGGAGAGGGGGCCUUCGGAGUUGUCCGCAGGGGCACACUGGCACCCGCGAAUAAAGAUGUUGCUGUCAAGAUGUUGAAAGAAUAUCCGUCAGUGGAGGAAGUGCGUUCGUUUCGGGCUGAAAUGGAACUAAUGAAGAGUGUAGGGGCGCACCCUCACGUCGUCAGUCUCCUGGGAUGCUGCAGUGGAAGACGACCCUUGAUUGUAGCGGAGUACUGCUCACGGGGGGACUUGUUGACUUACCUCAGGUGUUCCUGGGACAUGAUGGUGUCGCGUCGUAAUGCAAAAUAUUAUAAUAACAACAACAAGGAAAAUUAUCGCAACGACCUGUUCAAGAGCAAGCUGCCAGAUAUGAAAUUCGUCGCCAACCGUCUUUACGACAUCCAAGGCGUGUGUGACACGGAACUCACGAUGCUGGACCUCCUGUCGUUUUGUCGACAGAUCGCUAUGGGCAUGGAGUUCCUCGCGUCAAACAGAGUCGUCCAUAGAGACCUAGCAGCUAGGAAUAUACUAGUAACAGCCGAUAGAACCCUCAAAAUAGCAGAUUUCGGACUGUCUAGAGACGUGUAUCAGGAGAAUCAAUACAAACAGAAGGGUAACGGAAAGAUGCCCGUCAAGUGGAUGGCUCUGGAGUCCCUCACGCAUAGGAUAUUCACGACUCAAAGUGAUGUGUGGUCUUUUGGCGUGGUGGUGUGGGAGGUGGUGACUGUGGGUGGUGCGCCGUAUGCUGGUGUGGGAGCCGCUCGUCUGCCGCGACUCCUCGCCGCUGGUUACCGCAUGCCGUGCCCUCACAACUGCGGACCACAGCUUUACGAGUUAAUGCUGUCAUGUUGGCGGGACCGGCCGCGAUGUCGGCCAACGUUCACCGAGCUGGUGUCCAGACUAGACGCCCUUCUCUGUGCCAGCGCCGACCACUACCUCUCACUCAGUCUACCACUACAGGAAGACAGCCCGGAAGUACCAUCUACCACCUACAGAUAUAUGAGAAUGCUACUAAGAGGUAAACUGCGCGGUAAGAGCUACGAGCGUCCCCUGGCGCCCACGAACCAUUACACCCAGCAACCAGCGCCCACAACCCACACACCUCCAUAACCUCACUUCAUAUAAACUUACUUACGUUUAGUAUUUCCUUCUGCCUAAAUUAUUAUUUAUAUAAUUAUUAUUAAUUACAUGUAAGUUAAUCUAAGUCGUUUUCUUUAUUAUAAUAAAAGAAAAUGUUUUAUGAAAACAGCUAGUUGUAUAAAUAUCGUGCUCUAUGAACUGUAUAUUUAUAGUCUUUUGGUAAGAAUAAAAAGUGUAAUUCGGUGUAAAUAUUAAUGUUCUAUUUAAUGAAAGUUAUUUUAAACUAUAACGACAUAUUUUUGAUACGUUAUGGGGGGGGGGCACUAUUAGUUCAUAGUUUUUAUAAGAGCGAAAACUUACAAUGCGCCUGUAACAGUAUUGACCGUAUGAUGACCACUUUAUAAGUAACGUAAGCUAAAAAUAUUAUAUAGUAUUGUAAAUUAAUUUAA
This is a messenger RNA of Danaus plexippus (monarch butterfly), 2937 nucleotides long. It is a transcript of the gene torso, whose product is annotated as tyrosine-protein kinase receptor torso-like. Gene Ontology annotation, cellular component: signaling receptor complex. Gene Ontology annotation, molecular function: ATP binding; transmembrane receptor protein tyrosine kinase activity. Gene Ontology annotation, biological process: multicellular organism development; positive regulation of kinase activity; protein phosphorylation. The transcript has 15 exons. The record is from RefSeq and is a predicted model, not a curated record. The coding region runs from base 50 to 2518 and encodes 822 amino acids. NCBI's taxonomy places the organism in Eukaryota, Metazoa, Arthropoda, Insecta, Lepidoptera, Nymphalidae.